Messenger RNA from Ictalurus furcatus (blue catfish), 1683 nucleotides. It is a transcript of the gene mapk12a, whose product is annotated as mitogen-activated protein kinase 12a. The record is from RefSeq and is a predicted model, not a curated record. NCBI's taxonomy places the organism in Eukaryota, Metazoa, Chordata, Actinopteri, Siluriformes, Ictaluridae. Bases 112 to 1203 code for a protein of 363 amino acids. Gene Ontology annotation, molecular function: MAP kinase activity; ATP binding. Gene Ontology annotation, cellular component: nucleus; cytoplasm. Gene Ontology annotation, biological process: intracellular signal transduction; protein phosphorylation. The transcript has 13 exons.
UUUUUAGUACGCUAGUAUGGAUGGUGGCUGUGUGUGGGCGUGGCUAAGUACCUGCUCACGGCGCAGCCGCGGCUUGGCGUUUCCCAGUUAAAACAGUAUUUUUAGCAAACGAUGACUCAACGCUCGAGACCUGGUUAUUUUCGUCAGGAAGUGAAUAAAACCAUUUGGGAAGUACCUGAAAGAUACAGAGAGUUAAGACCGGUUGGGACAGGCGCUUAUGGUACAGUAUGCUCUGCUCAGGACCGCAGAACAGGGACAAAGGUUGCCAUCAAGAAACUCCUCCGGCCUUUCCAGUCAGAACUUUUUGCCAAGAGGGCUUACCGGGAACUCCGACUUCUCAAACACAUGAAGCAUGAAAAUGUUAUUGGACUACUGAACGUUUUCACCGCAGACCUGUCACUGGACCGAUUCCAAGACUUUUACCUGGUGAUGCCCUUUAUGGGUACUGAUCUUGGGAAACUAAUGAAAACUGAGAGGCUUUCAGAAGACAGAGUUCAGUACCUUGUCUACCAGAUACUGAGAGGACUAAAGUAUAUCCAUGCUGCUGGUAUCAUUCACAGGGACCUCAAGCCAGGCAAUCUAGCCAUCAAUGAAGAAUGUGAACUCAAGAUCAUUGAUUUUGGUUUGGCCCGUCAGGCUGAUAGUGAGAUGACAGGCUAUGUGGUGACUCGCUGGUACAGAGCCCCUGAAGUCAUCCUCAGCUGGAUGCACUACACCCAGACUGUGGACAUCUGGUCUGUUGGCUGUAUCAUGGCAGAGAUGCUCAUUGGAAAACCGCUGUUCAAAGGACAUGAUCACCUGGAUCAAUUGACUGAGAUCAUGAAAAUCACAGGAACACCUACGCAAGAGUUCAUCUCCAAACUGCAAUCCCAAGAUGCUAAAAACUACAUUCAGAAGAUGCCCAAACUUAGGAAGAAAGAUCUUCAGAUUUUGCUGCCGGACACCAACCCGCAAGCAAUUGCUGUGUUAGAGUCCAUGCUGCUGCUGGACCCGGAAAGCAGAGUGACCGCAGCUCAAGGUAUGGCUUUGCCCUACUUCUCUGAGUUUCGUGAGCCAGAGGAGGAGACUGAAGCUCUGCCAUACGAUCACUCACUGGACAAUGCUGAGCAGUCACUGGAGCAAUGGAAACGACUCACUUUUAGUGAGAUUCUUACCUUCCAACCUCCGCCACUGGGUCCAGUGCAGAAAGAGACAUCACUCUGAGCGGAACCUUUCCACAUUGAACUCUUAAACAUCUCAAGCCAAGUGUGCCAUAGCUGUUCUCACGUGACCCAUAGUAUUGUGUGUGUGUGUGUGUGUGUGUGUGUGUGUAUGUGUGUGUAUACAGUAUGUGUAUAGAAAAUGAUACACUUUAUGAACUGUACAACAUAUUUUGUGUUCCAGUAAGUGCUACUGUGCUGGUUGUCAAACAUAAACGGUGCUAUCCAGAUGCCUUUAUUAGGACACUGCACGACUUAUUCAUGAACACAAAGAGGCAUAAAUGCAAUCAUUUCUUUGAGCAGGUGUUUGUCUAAAAUUCUAUAAUCUGGCAUGGUCCAUGGACCCAUUUGAGCCCAAUGACACAUAGGACUAUGCAUAUGUUAAACCCAAAAAAAAAAAAAGGUAUUUCUGAAAAUAUAUUUUCUAUAGCGAAUUGUCUGUAACCAAACUUCAGCUUUUUUGCAAUAAAGACAAAUUGGUUUA